AUGUUGACUACGACCUCUUCUCUUUUCAUCGGAGUCCCGACGUUGGACCUUAUUUCAGUGGUCGGAAUGGAAGCGGUUCUGGUUUUGGGUGGCGAUGCAGAUUGGCUGGCGGCAACCGGUGACGAUGGUGACCUGCCCGUUGAUGACGUAGUUGUUUUUCGUACUAGGGUGUUUUUGUACCGGGGGAAGGAAGGCGGGAUCGACGUGGAGAUUAGCUUGGAGAGUAGGGCCAUGGAGAAGCUGGAGAAGGAUCAGGAGUUUCUUUCUCUAGGAGGGGAUUAG
Molecule: messenger RNA, 282 nt
Organism: Linum tenue
Lineage: Eukaryota; Viridiplantae; Streptophyta; Magnoliopsida; Malpighiales; Linaceae
Source: the annotation of a GenBank genome assembly